Molecule: messenger RNA, 2031 nt
Organism: Stereum hirsutum FP-91666 SS1
Lineage: Eukaryota; Fungi; Basidiomycota; Agaricomycetes; Russulales; Stereaceae
Product: ammonium transporter
Exons: 10
Coding region: 88-1644 (518 amino acids)
Biological process (GO): ammonium transmembrane transport
Cellular component (GO): plasma membrane
Molecular function (GO): ammonium channel activity
Source: RefSeq, a predicted model, not a curated record
CCACACCCCCUCUAUCCCCUCCGUGGUCAUCUAUCCCCCUCGUCUCCUAUUCAAUCCGCACGGUUUGAGCGUAUUGUUCAGUGAAAUAUGCUGGACGAAUUCGUCACACGACUCCUUCGUCGGGAUGGCGUGGAUCAGACUCAAUACGACCGAGGAGACGUCGCCUUUAUCAUACUCUGCGGUGCCUUGGUAUCUUUAAUGGUUCCGGGCCUCGGCUUCCUCUACUCUGGUCUAUCACGUCGAAAAUCUGCCCUAUCCCUUAUUUACGCUGUAGGCGCAGCCAACGCCGUCACUAUCUUCCAAUGGUACUUCUGGGGCUACUCCCUCGCCUUCUCCACCACCGCCACCAAUGGCUACAUUGGCAAUCUCCACAAUUUUGGCCUCAUGAACGUUCUCGCUGAUCCCUCCCCCGGCUCGCCAUUAAUUCCGGAACUGCUGUAUUCGUUUUAUCAGAUGGAGUUCGCUUGUGUGACAGUGUGCAUUUUGAUGGGUGGUUUGGCGGAGAGGGGAAGGAUCUUACCGGCGAUGAUAUUUUCGUUCGUGUGGAUGACGAUAGUUUACUGUCCUAUCGCAUGCUGGGUCUGGUCGACCAACGGAUGGGCGUUCACUUGGGGUGUCUACGACUAUGCUGGUGGUGGGCCCGUCGAGAUCGGUAGCGGCGUCGCAGGACUCGCCUACUCCUGGUGUCUCGGUCGCCGUCGCGAAAAAGAGCUACUCAAUUUCCGCCCACACAACGUCUCCCUCGUCGGCCUCGGCACAUUCAUCCUCUGGUUCGGCUGGCUCGGGUUCAACGGCGGCUCCGCGUUCGGUGCGAAUCUCCGCGCCAUCUGCGCCGUUUGGAAUUCUAUGCUCGCCGCCGCGUUCGGAGGUAUGGUCUGGUGCUUGCUUGAUUUCAGGUAUGAGAGGAAGUAUAGCAUGGUUGGGUUCUGUUCUGGGACGAUUGCGGGGUUGGUCGCGGCGACGCCGACGUCUGGUUUCAUUCCGAUGUGGGCGAGCGUGAUUACGGGCAUUUUGAGCGGGGCUGUGUGUAAUUAUGCGACUAAGCUCAAGUUCUUGGUCCGCAUUGACGAUGCACUCGAUCUUUUCGCUGAGCACGCCGUCGGUGGUAUCAUCGGUCUCCUCGUGAACGCCAUCUUCGCAAGAUCAGAUAUCAUCGCUCUCGACGACGUGAACACCUCUUUCCCCGGAGGGUGGUUGAACCACAACUGGAAACAGCUCUACAUACAAUUCGCCUACGUCUGCGCCGUCUGCGCGUACACGUUCGUCAUGACCGUCCUCAUUGCGAAAACUAUCAAUUUCAUCCCGGGGCUGCACCUACGGGCGGACGACGAGGCAGAAACACUGGGCAUGGACGAAGAUCAGAUCGGGGAGUUCGCGACAGACUAUAUCGAAGUUCGGAGAGACUACACAGACUGGACCGCACGUCCCAACUUCAACUCCGGAGUCGCCAUCCCUAUGGACGCGCGUCCAGAAGUGCAUCACGAGCAUUCGCAUCCGGUCGCGGCGGGCGUUAGGCAUGGUAAGGCGGAGGUUGGGAGUAGUGUGGAGACUGUAGAGGAAAAUGAGCAUGAAAACAACAACGAAAAGGACACGCAUGGGCAUGGGCAUGGGCAGAAUGGAAAUGGAUUGGUGAGGGAGGUGUGAUCGGCGAUGUUUCGUUGUUUGAGCGGCUUGCACAUUGGGUUGGGGCAUUCGAAUGGCAGGAUGUGUCUGGGUGUUGCAUGGUUGGUCUUAUCUGUCCAAAAAUGGAGUGCGGGCUUGGCAUAGCCGCGUAGUGCUGGUCUUUAAGAGGUCGUAUUUGUUGACAUUGUAGCCAUCUUUCUGUGUCCCUUUGUCGUCGAGGUGUAUCUCUGUUGUUGUUAUUUCUCUGCGUCUGCGUAUAUAAUGCGUAUUUACGGUUCAUAUUUGAGGUUCAGCGAGAGGCUUCACAUUAUCAAAGGCCAUACGUACAUACAUGUUGUUCUCUUCAACUUCUCAACAUCCCACAUUACAAACAAUAUACACGCACACACACACUACUUACACGAUCCC